Messenger RNA from Exophiala viscosa, 4431 nucleotides. RefSeq lists its product as uncharacterized. Gene Ontology annotation, molecular function: ATP binding; ATPase-coupled monoatomic cation transmembrane transporter activity; P-type ion transporter activity. Gene Ontology annotation, biological process: transmembrane transport; intracellular calcium ion homeostasis. The record is from RefSeq and is a predicted model, not a curated record. Lineage: Eukaryota; Fungi; Ascomycota; Eurotiomycetes; Chaetothyriales; Herpotrichiellaceae. Gene Ontology annotation, cellular component: membrane. Bases 103 to 4086 code for a protein of 1327 amino acids. The transcript is spliced from 8 exons.
GGUAUUUCGAGUACGAUUCCGGUCGUCCUCCUCUUCUCACGCGUUGCGAUGUUCUAGGAUCGCGUCAAAGGUGCCCAGGUGGCACUCGACAUCUCACGAACCAUGGAUUCCCCGGAGAGACCCAGAGGUGGGCUGUUUCUAAGGAGCAGCUCUAAUAAUCGUCGCACAAUGCACCGCCGGGAUUCCAAUAUGAGCACUGCCAGUUUUGUCUCUGAGGUUGAAAUGGCUACCGAUGAGCCAUUUUCUGGACCAAUAUCAGAGAGUGUACCGAGCAGCGUUACAGGCUUUGCGUACCAACGACCGAGGCAGCGGCAAGGUUCUAUCUCCAGCUUCACCUACUUUCAAGACGAGGACGAGACACCAGAAUACUCGGAUGAGGAGGCCAUCGAAGAUGUCAGCGAUGAAGAGAAUGGACAUAUACCCGAAAGGGAACGUGACCUGGAAGCUGGAGAUGGCACUCCCAUUCGACGCAAGUCUUCAAACAGGGCUUCGGUAGAUCAGCCACUCCUCCGCAGGCAUGCUUCUACGAGAAGCGAUGUUCAAGAGCACGAUGAUGGCGGCAGCUUCAGUCAGAAACUGUACAUCGAGAACGAAGACUUGACCAUGGUCAUUGCAGGUUUCUCGACCAGUUCGAUCGGGUACCUCCUCUACGUCGUCAUCUGCGUCUUGACCGCCGGUAUAGGAUAUCUUGUCUUCCGCUGGGCUCCACGAUGGCGCAUAUCGCUCGUUGGCUCUCCGACGCCCCUCAAAACGUGUUCCUGGGUGGUUGUUGAGAAUCAAUGGGGCGAAUUUACCGUCAACUAUAUCACGGUGGAAGACUAUGGCCAUCCCAUGUCGACGGUCUUCACCCGCUCGGGGAAGGAAAAGACCAACGGCUACCGCCAUGGAGAUCGCGAGCUACCCUCCUUGCGCUACCUUGACUACAGAUAUAUGAGGCUAUUCUAUCAUCCCCUGGAGGACAAGUUCGUUCUCAACAACGACUGGUGGGAUCCCCAGUGGAAGGCAGUUAAAACACUGAGAGACGGUCUGGAUACCGAAGAGAGAGACCCAAGGGAUCAAGUCUUUGGAAACAACGUGAUCGAAAUCCAGCAGAAGACAAUUCCAGAAUUACUCCUAGACGAGGCUUUUCACCCUUUCUACAUCUUCCAAAUCGCAAGUCUCAUCUUGUGGUCAGCGGACGAAUACUACUACUACGCCUUUGCUAUCUUUGUGAUAUCUGUCUUUUCUAUCACGACCACUGUUGUUGAGACUAGAGCAACCCUGGCACGUUUACGAGAGAUAUCACGGUUCGAAUGCGAUGUCAGAGUGCUUCGAAACGGUUUUUGGCGUUCCGCACUGUCUGGUGAAUUAGUGCCUGGUGAUGUCUAUGAGGUGUCAGAUCCAUCACUUUCGCAGGUCCCCUGCGACAGUUUACUCCUCUCUGGCGAUUGCAUCAUCAAUGAGAGCAUGUUGACUGGUGAAUCCAUCCCGGUCUCAAAAGUACCAAUCACGGAUGAGGCCCUCCCGUAUGUUGACUUGGGCGCGACCUCAAUUCACCCGAGUGUAGCUCGUUAUUUUCUCUUCUGCGGAACGAAAAUCAUCAGAGCCAGACGGCCGCAAGAUACAGAUGACGACGAGGCUGUUGCUCUCGCCAUGGUCGUUCGCACGGGUUUUAACACUACCAAGGGUGCGCUUGUGCGUUCAAUGCUCUUCCCUAAACCCUCCGGCUUCAAGUUCUACCGGGACUCCUUCCGAUACAUUUCUGUCAUGGGAUGCAUCGCGGCAGUUGGCUUCAUCGCUUCGUUCAUCAACUUCGUCAAGUUAGGCUUGGCAUGGCAUCUCAUCGUGGUGAGGGCAUUGGACCUCAUCACUAUUGUGGUACCACCAGCCCUGCCCGCAACACUCACCAUUGGUACGAAUUUUGCCCUGUCUCGACUCAAGAAACAGCAAAUUUUCUGCAUCAGCCCACAGAGAGUGAAUGUCGCUGGAAAGCUCGACGUUGUCUGCUUUGACAAGACUGGAACCUUGACCGAGGAUGGCUUGGAUGUGCUAGGAGUCAGACUUGUACAGCAUCCCGAGAUCCGCUUUGGAGACAUCCUCGAAGAACCACAUGAUGUUUUGCCACCAGCGUCCUAUGAUCGAGAUCCCACAGUCGACUAUCGUGUCAAUAAAAACAUGCUCUAUACUAUGGCAACCUGUCAUUCACUCAGACUGGUCGACGAUGAACUCAUUGGGGAUCCUCUCGAUCUCAAGAUGUUUGAAUUCACUGGUUGGUCUUUUGAGGAGGGGUCACGCGCCACAAGCCAUUUCAUCGAGCCUGGGACAAGUCAAAUCGCGCCAAGUGUGGCUUACCCACCGCAAGGAUUUGAGUAUGAUUUGGACGACUCGGAAAACAAUCCUCACCCUGUGCGCGUCGAGCUAGGCGUGCUGCGAUCUUUUGAGUUCGUCUCACACCUUAGACGAGCGAGCGUCAUUGUCCGUCAGAAUGGUGAUCCUGGAGCCAGCGUUUACGUCAAAGGUGCUCCAGAGGUCAUGAAGGAUAUUUGUACAGCUUCGAGCAUACCUGACGAUUUCGACGACCUACUAAGCUAUUACACUCACAAAGGAUUCCGUGUGAUUGCAUGUGCUUCCAAGUAUGUCUCGAGGUUGAGCUGGGACGAAAUCAAUACCAUGGAGAGGACCGAAGCAGAGUCGAGACUUCAGCUCAUUGGAUUCAUUGUCUUCGAGAACAAGUUGAAAGACAUCACGACCGAGAUCAUCGAAGAGCUGAAUGAAGCCCGCCUUCGAAACAUCAUGUGUACUGGCGACAAUAUCUUGACCGCUAUCAGUGUCGCAAGAGAAUGUGGUCUUGUCAACCGCGACGAGCAUUGCUUCGUCCCCCAUUUUAUGGACGGCGACAAAAUGGAUCCGAAAGCUCGAUUGUCUUGGGAAAGUGUCGACAACUCAAUGUACCAGCUCGAUGAGCACACUUUGCUUCCACUACAAUUGUCACCCGAAGAAGAUACUGCCGCCCCAUAUGAUGCACUAGCGAUCGGCGAUUACACCCUAGCCGUCACCGGGGAUGCGUUCCGCUGGGUCGUUGAUUUUGGCCCCAAAGAAGUCCUACAAAGAAUGCUUGUCAAGGGCUCGGUCUUUGCACGAAUGUCGCCGGACGAGAAGCAAGAACUCGUCGAAAAGUUACAAAGCAUCGACUAUUGCUGUGGAUUCUGUGGUGAUGGUGCAAACGAUUGUGGUGCUUUGAAGGCGGCCGACGUCGGUGUGUCACUUUCCGAAGCAGAAGCAUCUGUUGCAGCACCCUUCACCAGUCACAUUUUCGACAUUUCCUGCGUGCCAGCCCUCAUCAAGGAAGGUCGGGCAGCUCUUGUGACGAGCUUUUGCUGCUUCAAAUACAUGAGUUUGUAUUCGGCCAUCCAGUUCACGUCAGUCAGCUUCCUCUACGCAUCGGCAUCAAAUCUGGGCGACUUCCAAUUCUUGUUCAUCGAUCUCGCUCUGAUUCUGCCAAUCGCCAUUUUCAUGGGUUGGACAGGCUCUUACCCGGUCCUCAGCAAAAAGCGGCCUACUGCUAACCUCGUUUCGAGGAAGGUAUUGACUCCGUUGUUGGGUCAGAUUGCCCUGUCUAUUCUUGUCCAGCUGGUCGCAUUUCAAACAGUGCAGAACCAACCAUGGUAUAUACCACCUCGAUUGGACAGGAAGAAAUCGAACGUCGACAACUCGCAGAACACUGCGCUUUUCCUGGUAUCCUGCUUCCAAUACACGCUUUCCGGUGUGGUCCUUAGUGUUGGCCCGCCGUUCCGACAAUCGAUGACGACGAAUGUACCGUUCUGCGUUACAAUUGCGGUGGCAUCGCUCAUCUCGUUGUACAUGCUUCUCGACCCGGCGAAAUGGCUGGCAGAUUUCAUGGACUUGACAGAAAUGUCAUUGGACUUUGAACUGUUCCUGCUUGCCUUGGCAGUUGCUGGGUUUGCCUUGUCUUAUCUGGCGGAGCGACAUUUCUUCCCUGGCCUGUCGAAAUACAUCGGCCGGCUGAAGGAGAAGUUGAGACCUUCUCACCCGAAAAUAAGGAAGAAGUACAAGGUCAUCAUUGAAGAUAUACAGAAAAGUAAAUAGACUCUGUACAGCACAACAUGUACAACACUUAAAACGAGGUAGACUCCAACGCAGUCGGAAAAACAGUUCAAUUGGGUCAACGUAUCUCUUGAGCAAUUUUCACUAUUUGUACUACAGGAGGCCAUCUUCGGAUGUGGAUUGCUUGCGAAUGAGACAGCCUCUGAAGGUUUGAAGGUGCCCUUCGAAGUCAUUCAGUCCGUGCUGUGCCUGUUGACCGUAUCCCUUACCAACGGUCGUUGCUCUCGUGGAGAAGUCUACAUGAGACACUGUAAUUUAUAUGCAUGGAGGGGAAUCGCCAUCAACCGGCUUCUUGUACAAGCACCCUCCUCCGGCCUAAGAAGCCGC